Monomorium pharaonis (pharaoh ant) is the source of this 2658-nucleotide messenger RNA. Its product is annotated as protein maelstrom 2. Bases 158 to 1693 code for a protein of 511 amino acids. The transcript has 10 exons. Gene Ontology annotation, molecular function: sequence-specific DNA binding. The record is from RefSeq and is a predicted model, not a curated record. Gene Ontology annotation, biological process: regulation of miRNA-mediated gene silencing; male meiotic nuclear division; negative regulation of DNA-templated transcription. Lineage: Eukaryota; Metazoa; Arthropoda; Insecta; Hymenoptera; Formicidae. Gene Ontology annotation, cellular component: nucleus; P granule.
GCGCAUGCGUGAAAAAGGAAUAAUGCCUCCUUAACCCCACUUAUCUUGGCUUCAAAAAUUUAGAUAUUGCUCCAUCUAUAUAUUUAUAACCAUUUAUGAGUCUUAUGACUUUGCUAGAAGCAUUUACGAGAGAAAGUAGUUUUACUCGCGGGAACAAAUGCCGAAGAAUAAAGGUAGAAAUGCGUUCUUCUUCUUCAUGGUGGACUGGAGAAAACGCGCAGAGGCGGAAGGACACAAGUUUCCUAAUGGAUUGAAAGAUGUUCAACAAGAUCCGAAUUGUAAUGAGGAAUGGCGGAGUUUAACUAAGCAAGAGAAAGGUCCAUAUGAAGCUAGAGCCAAACAAGAUAAAAUUUCAUCACAAAUAUCGAGCAAAGAAAAGAAAACGUCAUAUGGAGAGUCAUUACGUUUGCUUGAAUUAAAGGAAAAAGAAGCAGAGAUGUUUAUAAAAAAUAUGCAAGAAAAUAUAAAACUAAUGAUUGACUCAGCUGUGAAUCUUAAUUUUUUGCCACAAUUAAAAUUUUGUUUUGUACACGUUAAUCAUUUUUUCACAAAAAUUGUUAACAACACUGCUGAAUAUUUCCCAGCCGAAUAUGCAUUUGGGAUUUUUUCGCUUGAGAAUGGUAUAGAAGAUGUAUAUCAUGUAAUUGUUAGUGCUGAGAUUCCAUUAGGAUAUAGACGAGAAGCACUGGAGCAAAGUCAGGAGUCUCAUAACAUACCUGUUGAAUAUCCAGGUGGAGAGACUGACUUUGCUGUUAUGUAUGAGAAAUUAGAAAAAUUUUUAGAAUCCAGAAAACUUGUGGACCAAUAUCCUUACCUUUAUACAACAAGACAUUUCAAAAACAAAGUACAAUCUUUGAUAGCAAAAUUGUGUGAUGCAGCAGAGCAAGAUAAAAAUCAGUUUAUUAUUUACGAAAUGGAGUCAUUGUUUGAACAUUUGGCAAAUGAAUGCUACAAGAAAAGACCAGAUCGACUAUUGAAACAUAUACCUAUUUAUGCUGAAAAUGUGUUUACACAACUUACAUAUAUCUUUGAAAAAGGAUUUGAAUGUCAUCUUCAUAAAUACAUUGAUGGAGGAACUGAAACAUGCAGUAAAUCUGUGCUGCAUCAAUGGGCAUGGAUAUUGUGCGAAGAGUUUUGUAAACCACUUGAGAUUGAUAUGAAGCCAGGAAUACAUUGUCCUUACAAGCUUCAAGAGCAAGAUUUUUCCUCUGUGACAAAUAUGAUGAAUAAUAUAAAGGUUGAAGAUGCCCCUCGCAAAUCUAAACCUGAGGUUAACGCACUUUUAUCUAUGACAGGGGUGAGCGAGCAACAUAGACUAAAAGUUUCUAGUAGAUCACAUGAAGAAGAAAUGCGCCGUCGAAAAGAAUCAAAACCAAUAACAGUUAUUGAUUAUAGCGAAUUACAAGAAUCCGCUAGUAAACCAGUUGAAGCUAUUAAAAGUUCUCUUGAUAAAUCUGCUAAGACAUCUGUUGAAGAAAAGACUAAAUAUGUUUCAAAAUAUUUGAAUGAGAAACCAUUGCGACCUCCAAAUAUUGAUUCACACGCUUAUAUUGUUUCUACUACUACAAGCGAUUUUCUUCCAACAGAUGAUGAAAAUUUUCCUCCUAUUGGUGGAAGAGGCGUAUCUCUCAGGUCUCAACGAACAAAUACAACAAGAAAACCGCCUUUAGGCAAAGGACAAGGCCACAAGUAAAUCUUUUUCUAUUUAAAAGGAAGGGUAACAGAUCUGAUAUGACAACGAUUAUGACAACGAUAUUUGAUGAAGAUGAACAAUAUUUCUUUGUAUUAAAAUUAUAUAUCAUUUAUAAUAGCCAUUUAUUUUACAAUUAGUACUAUACCAAAGAAAUUUCACCUUUAUUUGACAAUAAGUACUUACAUAAAUAUUUUUAUAUAUAUGUCAAGAUUUUAUUUUGAUAAAAGUUUAAAAGAUUUUUUAGUAUAUACUUUAUUUCUCAAAUUUACAUUUACCUAUAAAAAAAGAAUGAUAUAAGAUCUUAACAUGAUGUCCGAUGUAAUAUUUAAGCAACAUUAUGCUCUAUAACAAUUCAUAUGAUAUAUUUUUUGUUUAUUUCUUUAUUAUGCUUUGAAGAUCUUAUUUGUUGUCGUUAAUUAAAAGAAAUUAAUAAUAUCUUUAUUAUCAUAAUGAUAUUUUUCAAAACAUGUCACGAUAUAAGUUUCAAAAAAUUGGACCAAUUUUAUGAUUAUGAAUUCUUAUAAAACUUAAUUUACUUGAUACUUAUCUUAGUAAAAGUUACUACGUAUAUAAUAUGAUAAAUAUAAAUAAUACAUAAUGGUAUAUAAUCAUAUAAAUGUUAAAUGUUAAAUAUUAAUUACUAUAGUUCAAGAGUGUUACAUUGUAUUGUGAUUUACUCCAACUUUUUAUUUUGAUGUAUCAAUAGAAUUUAAAACAUUAUUUAAUUUUAUGAAAAUGUAUUAUAAGACUCUUUAUUAACAUUUUCGAUAUAUUUACCUUUUAAAAAUAUUUUUUAAUUGCAAUAUUAAAUGAGAAAUCUUCAGAUUUAAUUCUCUAAUUUAAAUUUAGUACUCAAGACUAUUAUAGUACAAAUAAAUGAAACUUACUAUGUAGCAAUAUGAUUACAAAUGAUACAUAAUGAUUAUAAAUUUUAAUUAAAUAAUAAAUAUGUGUUGAAUGUUGAA